AUGGAGAACCAGGGGGCAUGGAGAACCAGGGGGCAUGGAGAACCAGGGGGCAUGGAGAACCAGGGGGCACGGAGAACCAGGACCAAAUCUAAGCGGAUCCACACGGGAGAAGACCACAUGCAACUGCCUACAAAGCUGAGUAUGCAGCAGGGCAGCGGGCCUCUCGAUACAACGCCGAGUGAAGCUGAGAAUUAUAAUCUAGCACUAACCAAGACACAGAGGCCCAGCCUGACCAGAGCGGCCCGGAGCAGUUUGGUGCGUCUCCGUUAUACCCCCGACCCUACACCAGAGGCACAUUGA
Messenger RNA from Knipowitschia caucasica, 300 nucleotides. NCBI's taxonomy places the organism in Eukaryota, Metazoa, Chordata, Actinopteri, Gobiiformes, Gobiidae. The record is from the annotation of a GenBank genome assembly.